GCUACUAACAUAGAUUGUUGAAUGUGGGCUGUGAAUAUUGCUUAAAUUUGCCAGUUUACCUGAAUCUUUGUUGAUUCUGUAUUGUUGACUCCAGCUGAAUAGGGUCUCUCUUAACAGGAUUUUAUACAGUGUAACAAAACAUUCCUGUUCUGAGUACAGACAGGAACUUCCCUUUGAAAAGGUCCAGAGUAAAUUGAAAAUUGAAAGCUGGCCAGUAUGGUUAAAAGAUCCAAGGAACUGGGGUUGGAGCAUUCAAUGCAGGAAACAGACUGCAGGGAGAAAGAGAUGCAGAAUCUGUGUGUUACAAAUGGGAGUACAGAGCAGUGCUGUGGGGAGCACAGACGGAGACUGGAGUUGUUCUGCCAGGAGGAUGAGGCCUUUAUCUGUGUCCUGUGUGUUCCCAGGCAUUCAUGUCACAGUUUUGUGUUCCUGCAUGAGGCAGUCAGUGUGUAUAAGGACAAGCUGAAAACAUUAUUAUCAUCCCUGGAACUAAAAGUCCGAGAUCUUAACGAUUUACAAACCAAGAAUGAGACUGAAUUCCUGGAGGUACAGGAACAUGCUGUUAAUUUGGAAAAAUACAUUGCAGAAGAGUUUGUAAAACUGCACCAGUUUCUCCAUGACAAGGAACAAAAACUCAUUCAACAACUUAACAACAAAGCAUCAGAAAUUCUGAAAGAGCUAGAAGAAAAUCUUGAAUGCAUUAAAACUGGUGUUACAGAAAUCCACUCAGCAGCAUCUGAUACUAACUUGGAAAUCAAAAAAGAAGUAGACAUUCUGGAAGAGAGAAAUGACACAGACUAUAUGGCAACCACUGAGGAAUUGGUGUUAGGUGACACCUCAGAACAUGGAAAACACAAACCUAAUGGAGUUCUAUCAGUUCCUGAAUCGUUUGAGGAUGUUGCUGUUACAUUCUCAGCAGAGGAGAUGAAGAUGUUAACAAAACAAGACAAGGAGCUUCAUAAGGAAGUGAUGCUAGAGAACUAUGAAGCCUUAGUUUCAGCAGGUUACAAGAUCCCCCCAGAGGCAUUGUUAGUGCUACUUAAAGAAGAUAAUGCUGAACUGCCAGAGAAUGACAAGGAUGGGAUAAACGGAACAGAACACAAGAAUAAUUUUAAAGAAAAGCCUGACAGCAAUGGGGGCAAAGAAUGGAGCAUUUGCUGGAGUCAGCAGCCAUCACUUGGAGUAUCUCAAUUACAUUCUCCUACAGAGAACCUGCAGCACUCUGUUCAAACUGUGAAGGGCUCUGAGAAGCAUCCUGUUAAAUCUGUACCACAGCUUCAUCCUGGAUACACCUUCUACAUGAACUCUGAAUGUGAGCGAAGUUCUAUAGUUCAGCAAAGUCCAUUAGUACAUCAGAGAGCUCACGAAGAAAAGAAACCACAUAAAUGUCCUGAAUACAAUAAGCGUUUCAAACGAAGGAUCCAUCUAGUAACACAUGAAAGGAUUCACACUGGGAUGAGACCAUAUAAAUGUCCUGAAUGCAAUAAAUGUUUCAAACGAAGGAUCCAUCUAGUAAUACAUGAAAGGAUUCACAACAAUGAGAAACCAUAUCAAUGUCCUGAAUGCAAUAAGUGUUUCAGACAAAGGACUGCUCUAGUGCAACACAAAAUGACUCACAUGGGAGAAAGUGAGAGACCAUAUACAUGUCCUGAGUGCGAUAAGCGUUUCAUAACAGGUAGUCACCUUAGAAAACAUCUGUCAGUUCACAGUGGGGAGAAACCAUAUAAAUGUCCUGAGUGCAAUAAGGGUUUCAUAACAACUAGUCACCUUAGAAAACAUCGGUCAGUUCACAGUGGGGAGAAACCAUAUAAAUGUCCUGAAUGCAAUAAGUGUUUCAGACUAAGAGAGAAUCUAAUAACACAUGAAAGGACUCACAUGAGGGAGAGACCAUAUAAAUGUCCUGAAUGCAACAAAGGUUUUACAACAACUAGUACCCUUAGAAAUCAUCUGUCAGUUCACAGUGGGGAGAAACCAUAUAAAUGUCCUGAAUGCAAUAAGUGUUUCAGACUAAGAGGCCAUCUAGUAGUACAUGAAAGGAUUCACACCGGGACGAGACCAUAUAAAUGUCCUAAAUGCAGUAAGUGUUUCCGACAAACAGGUACUCUAGUAAAACAUGAAAUGACUCACACAGGGGCAAGACCAUAUAAAUGUCCUGAAUGCAGUAAGUGUUUCAGACAAAGUAGUGCUCUAGUAAAGCAUGGAAAGACACACACAGGGGCAAAACAGCGUUGACAUCCAGGAACAAAAUCCAAGCUAUAAACCAAUUUGCUCUGCCUGUCCUAACUUACAGUUUUGGAGUGAUUGAUUGGCCUCAAAAUGUGAAAGAUAGAUUAGAUAUUAAAACAAAAUGGGUGCUCCAUGCUCACCAGAUCUAUAAAAAUCAGUGCUUACCAAGAUAUAUUCCCCGUUCUGAAUGAGGGAUGGGCCUCCUUGAAAUUGAUU
Molecule: messenger RNA, 2442 nt
Organism: Protopterus annectens (West African lungfish)
Lineage: Eukaryota; Metazoa; Chordata; Ceratodontiformes; Protopteridae
Product: zinc finger protein 480-like
Exons: 6
Coding region: 217-2232 (671 amino acids)
Biological process (GO): regulation of transcription by RNA polymerase II
Molecular function (GO): DNA-binding transcription factor activity, RNA polymerase II-specific; RNA polymerase II cis-regulatory region sequence-specific DNA binding; zinc ion binding
Source: RefSeq, a predicted model, not a curated record